GAGGAGUCCACAGGCACACGCAUCCAUCGCAGGUCAAGGCUGCGACGACGCAAGCCGCGGGGGAUUUCGGUUGCAGAGCCAGCCGCCAUGGCUUUCUGCUCGUCUCAGGCGCCGUGCCUGCGUGGGAACCAUGCCACCACAACCAAGCGCAGACCUGUUGCGGCUCUCUGGCCCCCAUCCUUCCAUUCUCGGCCAGAUGAGACGCCGUCCUGGUUUCGUGCGGCCCAAGCAAGCAGCCCGCCCAAACUCGAUCUCUCUGUCCUGCCGCAAUGAAGAUCGAGGACACAAGCGCCCCGAUGAACCCGUUUGGGAUCAUCAGCUCCUUUGACCAUGGCGUGAGCGAUCUGAACAGCAAGGAUGGUCUGAUAGAAGCAGUUGCUCAGGUCUUCAAACACUGCCUCCUCGCAUCGCAAGCGCAGGAUCGGCUCUCGAUCGAGCAGCUCAUAUCGAUCUAUCCCGGGCCAGUCCUUAACCGGCCUCUCGGAGACAUCCUCAAGGACGCCCGUGUCGAUUCCGGAAAGCUCUGGAUUCGUUACGAUGACGAUAGUGCCCAUGUUCCUUCCGAAGCCGCCACACGCUCGACCCCAAAAUCCGCUCGCAGUCAAGAUCUCCGCAAAUCCGGUCCAAAGCCUGGCGCUCCACUUUCUCGAUCCAAAAACAGCCAGCCAGCGACAGGCUCAUCUGCGACAGCAGAAGAAAGCAGCGCCUCCCGGAAGCGAAAAUCCGAAAUGCCCGAUGCUCCGGCCGGUCCGGGGAUUGUGGCAAAGAAGAGAGCCAUGGAGAGUCAUGACCAAUUCACAGCAGAAACGGUCUCGCGGAUGAAGCCUACCGCUUUGCCAGUACCGACAAGCCCCGUGCAGCAGCAGCAGCAGCAGCGCAAGCAGCCUGUCGUUCCAGAGACUCCCAAAAUCAACUACGAACGCCUGAUGUUGCCGCAGACUCCUCUGGCACGAGCUCCAGCCGAUGCCGGCGGGCGGCGGUUCACCAUGCGCGACGACGAAACCGGCGAGGAUGUGAUGCUGGAGAUCCCCGAGGCAAAGAGGAAGCUGGUCGAAGACAAACUGGCCGAGCUGCAGGCACUUCUGAAUCAAUUCCGAGUCUAGUUGGUCGCAGCGGACUUGGUUUGUCCUUGAUUUGUCCUUGUCCGUACGUACCCUCAUGACUCUUGAGAAUGGCAAUAAAGCUACAACACCCUUGCGACUCUGGCUCGGCUGAUCGCCGACUGGAUCUGGUCAGCUCGGGCGGCGGAUUGCCAGAUUGAA
This is a messenger RNA of Polychytrium aggregatum, 1262 nucleotides long. RefSeq lists its product as uncharacterized. Bases 270 to 1103 code for a protein of 277 amino acids. The record is from RefSeq and is a predicted model, not a curated record. NCBI's taxonomy places the organism in Eukaryota, Fungi, Chytridiomycota, Chytridiomycetes, Polychytriales. The transcript is spliced from 5 exons.